Bombina bombina (fire-bellied toad) is the source of this 1173-nucleotide messenger RNA. RefSeq names its product forkhead activin signal transducer 3-like. NCBI's taxonomy places the organism in Eukaryota, Metazoa, Chordata, Amphibia, Anura, Bombinatoridae. The transcript is spliced from 3 exons. Gene Ontology annotation, biological process: regulation of DNA-templated transcription. Bases 1 to 912 code for a protein of 303 amino acids. The record is from RefSeq and is a predicted model, not a curated record. Gene Ontology annotation, molecular function: DNA-binding transcription factor activity; sequence-specific DNA binding.
AUGCCUUUUGACUUCCAUCCUUGGGAACCUGUCUCCAGCCUGGGGAAGAUACUUAUCCCAGAACCUAAAUCCCCUACUCAGGAGAAAUUGAGGCUAAAUGAGCCUAACUCAACAUCAGAAGAUAAAAAGAGGAAGACCAAAAAGAAGAAUUAUCAGCGAUAUGCUAAACCUCCAUAUUCAUAUCUUGCAAUGAUUGCUUUAGUCAUUCAGAACUCACCUGAUAAGAAGCUCAAGCUAUCCCAGAUUCUGCAGGACAUAAGUACCCUAUUUCCAUUUUUCAAAGGGGAUUAUCAGGGCUGGAAAGACUCUAUCAGACAUAAUCUGUCCUCCAAUGACUGCUUUAGAAAGAUAUUAAAAGACCCUCAAAAACCUCAUGCUAAGGGGAAUUUCUGGACAGUGGAUGUUACUCGGAUUCCCUCAGAAGCAAUGAAACUGCAGAACACUGCCAUUACAAAGCAUGAUGUCUUUCCAUAUGAUCUGACACCUUUUAUCCUACAUGGGCAGCCAUAUCACAGCUCAUUGGCCGUUCAGUCAAAGAACGCAAGGAACCGCAACAGUGUAAGCAGUGAAGUCCACACUAAGCCUCAUGUUGUAGAUCCUGCAGUGACAUUCCCAAUGAUAUUAUGGAACUUGCCAACUUCAUACACAAAAUGUGUUGCUCCAAAUGUUGUAGCUCCACCCAGUAUUCAUCCUCUGGCACUGUACUCCGGUUUCCCUUCUUUCUCUUAUUGUAAUUAUGUUCCAAACCCAUAUGUUGGUCCUGCGUUUACAGAGAGAAGGGAGGAUGUAACUUAUAGGACAUCAUCUCAAAGUUCUUUUUCUCUUACACCCUCACAAAUCACAUUUUCAUCCAGUGACUUUCCUCCCAAUAAGACUAUUUAUGAUAUAUACGCCAGUCAUAAGAGGUAUUGAUGCCAUACAGUCAAGACCUGCGUAAAGACUUUAACAGAUCCAGCCAGCCGUAAAUGAAAUGACUGUGUAAAUUAAUUUAUUAUAGGGAAAUUAGAGGAAUUAGGAUUGGCAUGCAGGGUACAUUUGACUUGGACAUUGCUGCCUGACAGAUUCAUCAUCUUACGGGAGUCUGCUGAAGAGAAAGGCGCCACUUAGCAUAUCACACAGGAAACUAAGUCCCUCUGAAAUACUUUAUCUAAUAAACUUUGGUAACAAAGGAUG